AUGACCAUUUUAGCCGCUGUGGCUAAAAAAAUUGAUGUCUUAAUGAUGAAUUCUCCUCAAGGAGUACAUGCGGUUCUAGGAUUGUCUAUGGUGUCUUGUGAUUAUUAUGGUGCUAGCCAUCAAACCAGAGAGUGCAUGAUUAAUACCUCCUCUUCCUCUCAAAGCGAACUUGCAGUUGAAUUAGAUUGGCCUAACAGUUCUCUGCCUGCACCUCCAGUCAAGGCAUAUGUACCACCUAUUCAAUUUCCACAAAGGUUGAGGAGUGCCAAAAAGGACAACCAAUUUUUUAAGUUCCUUGAGGUAUUCAAGAAGUUACAAGCCAAUAUCCCUUUUGCGAAAGCAUUGGAGCAAAUGCCUAGCUAUGCUGAAUUUAUGAAGGAAAUUUUGUCUAAAAACAGGAGGGUGAAAGACUUUGAGAGUAUACAAUUGACGGAGGAGUGCAGCGCAAUAGUGCAACAAAAGCUUCCGAUAAAGCACAGAGACCCAGGAAGUUUCACUAUUCCUUGCACAAUUGGCUCUACAUUGAUUGAGCAAACUCUUUGUGACUUAGGUGCAAGUAUUAAUCUCAUGCCACUCUCCAUCGCCAAGCACAUUGGGUUAGACGAAAUUAGUCCAACCACAAUGUCUUUGCCAAUGGCGGAUCGAUCCAUCAAAUAUCCUUUUGGCAUAAUGGAGAAUAUUUAG
This is a messenger RNA of Tripterygium wilfordii, 684 nucleotides long. RefSeq lists its product as uncharacterized. The coding region runs from base 1 to 684 and encodes 227 amino acids. NCBI's taxonomy places the organism in Eukaryota, Viridiplantae, Streptophyta, Magnoliopsida, Celastrales, Celastraceae. The transcript has 2 exons. The record is from RefSeq and is a predicted model, not a curated record.